Molecule: messenger RNA, 1026 nt
Organism: Petromyzon marinus (sea lamprey)
Lineage: Eukaryota; Metazoa; Chordata; Hyperoartia; Petromyzontiformes; Petromyzontidae
Source: RefSeq, a predicted model, not a curated record
AUGGCAGGGCUGCACUCUGUACGCUUCGUGUACGAACGACAAACGGCACUUUCCACGGUCAUGGCACUGGGCUCAAACAUCAUCUGCAGCAAGAUUCCGGGACUGGCGCCACGUCAGCGGGCACUGUGCCAGAGCCGUCCGGACGCGAUCAUCGUGAUCGGCGAGGGCGUGCAGCUGGGAAUCGGCGAGUGCCAGCACCAGUUUCGAUUUAGCCACUGGAAUUGCUCGGCGCUGGGUGAGAAAACGAUGUUCGGCCGGGAGCUCAACAAUGGUAGCCGAGAAGCGGCCUUCAUGCACGCGGUGAUCUCGGCCGCCGUGGUGUACGCCAUCACGGUGGCGUGCAGCCAGGGCGACUGGAGCGAGUGCGGCUGCGACCGCGCCAAGCAGGGGUGCUUCUACAACGCGCAAGGGGGCUGGCACUGGGAUGGCUGCUCGGCCGACCUUAGCUACGGCCUCGAGUUCUCUCGCCUCUUCGUGGACGCGCGCGAGGUCAAGCAGAAUGCGCGCACGCUCAUGAACCUGCACAACAACGCCGCCGGGCGCAAGGUCCUGGAGGAGAAGAUGAAGCCGGUGUGCAAGUGCCACGGCGUGUCGGGUUCGUGCACCACCAAGACAUGCUGGACCACGCUGCCCAAGUUCCGCGAGGUGGGCUCCGCGCUCAAGGACAAGUACGACGAGGCGGUCCACGUGGAGCCGGUGCACGGCGGCCGCUACCGCUACCCCCUCUUCCUCAAGUUGAAACGCUCGCGCGCCCACCGUAAGCCUCUCGACACGGAGCUCGUGUUCACCGAGCGCUCGCCCAACUACUGCGAGGAGAACCUGCUGACGGGCAGCGUGGGCACGCGCGGCCGCCUGUGCAACCGCACGUCGCCGAACGCCGACGGCUGCGAGCUGCGCUGCUGCGGCCGCGGGUACAACACGCGCGAGUACACGCGCUCGUGGAAUUGCAACUGCAAGUUCCACUGGUGCUGCCAUGUGCUCUGCGGCACGUGCAGCGAGAGGGCAGAGGAGUACACGUGCAAGUGA